AUGGCUACUUCUGAGAUUCAUUGUACGCAGAUUAAUUUGCAUCAUUGUAAAGGCGCUUCGGCGAUUUUAGCCAAGAGCUUGACAAAGAUGCAGACAGCUUUUGCCUUUAUUCAAGAACCUUGGGUUUUCAAGGGGAGAAUUAGAGGUCUGAACGGCUGUGGGAAGCUAGUUAGUUCACCACAGGAACCAGUUCCAAGGGCGGACUCAGCUGUAGUUAAAGCUAAGUAUCUGGAAAAAAACGGAAAUAAAAGGGAGGUAGUAAUAGCGUCGGCUUACUUUCCGGGAUCAGGGGAUGAACCUGCACCACCUACAGAGGUGGAAAAGUUGGUAGAUUACUGUCAACAGCAAGGUCUCCCUUUGAUAAAAGGUUGUGAUGCUAAUGCGCACCAUGUCGUAUGGGGCAGCACUGACAUUAACGACAGAGGCAGAAGACUUUUAGAUUUUCUGAUAGAUACAGAUUUAGAUAUUUUAAAUCAGGGUAAUGAGGCGACUUUUGUUACUGUUAACAGAAAAGAGGUGUUGGAUAUUACGAUCUGUUCCAAGUCUUUGUGUGAUGGCGUGAGGGACUGGAGGGUGUCUAAUGAAGAUUCCCUCUUGGACCACAGGCCUAUAACGUUUAGAUUGGAAUCGAAGGAUCAGGAACAGGAGUGA
This is a messenger RNA of Leptopilina heterotoma, 651 nucleotides long. RefSeq lists its product as uncharacterized. NCBI's taxonomy places the organism in Eukaryota, Metazoa, Arthropoda, Insecta, Hymenoptera, Figitidae. Gene Ontology annotation, molecular function: catalytic activity. The transcript is spliced from 2 exons. Bases 1 to 651 code for a protein of 216 amino acids. The record is from RefSeq and is a predicted model, not a curated record.